Cyprinus carpio (common carp) is the source of this 6959-nucleotide messenger RNA. RefSeq names its product protein unc-13 homolog B-like. Gene Ontology annotation, cellular component: terminal bouton; synaptic vesicle membrane; presynaptic membrane. Lineage: Eukaryota; Metazoa; Chordata; Actinopteri; Cypriniformes; Cyprinidae. Gene Ontology annotation, molecular function: phospholipid binding; calmodulin binding; diacylglycerol binding. Gene Ontology annotation, biological process: synaptic transmission, glutamatergic; dense core granule priming; synaptic vesicle priming. The record is from RefSeq and is a predicted model, not a curated record. The transcript is spliced from 33 exons.
UAUUUUAGAUAGAUUGUGCAUGCUUAUGUUUAACUAUUAAAAUUUGACAGACAUAUUGAAAUUUCAAUCAAUCUAUGCAUUCCAUUGUCCUCAAAUGUCAGGUGUGAAGCUCUGUUAUGAUCUUGACUGAAAAACGCUUCCUCAUGUACUGUAGGUGAAAUGCAACAGCUCUUUAAUCGCAUGCACCAGAGCUUCAUGGUUCUGGUCAGCACCUGAGGCACACCCCAUUCUAAGGGAUGUUAUCUCGGAGUCGUUCCAAUGAGCAAGAUGAAACAAAUGGGUCAGGUGAACUUCAGCAAAGAAUGUCUAAGAAAAAAGACCUUGGCAAAAAGAGGACCCAGAGUCCCAAGGUCAGUCAGAGCCUACGCAAGAAGAUCCAGAAGUUCCUCCAGGGAUCAGGGGAGUACACUGCCUAUGACUCCCAGCACUCUACCGUGGAGAUAGAGGAAGACAUGUUCAUCUGUGGCAUUAAGAGAGAUCCCUCUACUCAUGAGUGUAGUCUUUCAACCCAGCGUAGUUUUGAAAGUCAGACUAAAACCUCCAAGAGUGCCGUUAUUGGGCAGGGGAGGCGUAAUAGUGAUGGCAGUAUCACCAUUCCAUCCAUCAUGGGAAUGAAAGGAUUAGAGCCCAAAGUCCAAGCAGAAGAGAGUGGAUGUGUAGAUGGAAGAGGUGCCAUGGAUAAUAAACCAAGCCGAAGUAGGGACAAGGACAAGAAAAGAGAAGUAGGGUCAAGCACCAUAGUGGAGCACAUUUUGAAGGAGCUUCAGGGGAUUAAUAAAAUCCAAGAGGAGAUAUCAGAUUUGCGACAAUACCUGACAUCUGUAAGUGGCUCAGUAGAUGAGGUGUCUUGCUGCGUAGAUGCUGUACUUUUGGAAAUUGAGGAGCUGUAUUCAGUUGGUGCUGUAGGGAAUCCAUCACCUCAAAGAGUUGUGGCUCAUCAAAGAAGUCCAGAUAGGCAGAAUGCCGUUCCUCUCCCCCAAAGUAGAAAUAGUAGCCCAGUGGUAAAGCAUAGAAAAUUGGAGAAGAAUGAAGGUAGAUCUCUGUCGGCUAGACCGAACGAGUCAGGGUGGGAUGUGGAAACUGAUUACCGAGAUGUACCUAGAAGAACCAAAUUACACAAUCCCAAGGCUUCUGACAACUUGGAUGCACCCUGUUCCAGAUUUAAGAAGUCCAGCUACUGUCAUCUUUAUGGGCAAGAAUUUACAAGCACUAGUUCCUUAUCCUCAGGUCACAGUUCUAACAGUCGAGUUCAAGAAGGAAGUUAUUAUUCUAGGGAGGUUGACCAAGAGAACAAUGGUUGGAGACGUUCGGAAAUGCAGUUGAGCGUUAGUGGAGAAGGAGGAUGGAGUGGAGACACUGGAUGGAGUGAGGAGGAUUACUGCUCCUGCCAGAACAGCGCAGACGAAUUGGAAACUGUUGGACGCCCAGAUACAUGGUACAGGUACAAUGGUGGCGAGACCAGUCAUUCAUCACGUAGCAGCUCUGAACACCUAUCCUUACUGUUUGGAAACCAUGAUUCCCCAUCCAGCUCAUCCAGUGUUGUAGAUUGGAGGCAUCCUAAGAAUCAAACUAUCAGUGACAUUUGCUGUGACUGCACGUCAAAUUGCAUGUACUCUCGCAGUUCUGGAUACCACACCAUGGAUGCAUAUGCUGAUGAAUCAUGUAGUGGGCCUUCCCGAAGUCUUAGUUGUUCAACUGUUGGAAUGACAGACUAUGAUGACGGUUGCCAAAAUCUACACUCCUCAUGUGAGCAUUGCCUCUGUGAUGUGGACUUGGAGAAAGACUGGCCAGAUGGGGCUUGCACAGAUGUGUAUGAUCCAGAUUACUCUGAAAAUACGGACACUGAAGAGUCACAGCCAUCUAAUCUAGGAUAUGAUGUCUUAAAGAUAAGUAAAGCCAUGCUUACCUUCCACUCUGCUCUAAGGGGAGCCUUGACAAAGCUUGACACACCUGAACCCCAGUGUCUAGAUGAGGACACCACGUCUGUAGUCGCAAGUCCCUCCAUAUCCAAUGACCUUGAAGACGAUAGCACCACAUUCAGUGAAUCAAAUGUUGACACUGUUGAACCUUCUGAUGGUGCAACUUUAGAUCUCAGUGUGUCUCCUCAAAAAGGCAUCGAAGCUUCAUUCCAUGGGAAGGACUUGAGGGAAUUACUAAACCGUCAAUGUAAUUCUCAAGCCUUUGAUCCUCUACUAUCGACUCCUAGCACGAUUUCCCCUUCACAUACUCCAACUGAAUACUAUGCAUUAGACCACUUAGAUACUGUAGAGGUACCUCAAACAGAUCAGAAUCUGCAGUGUAUUCCAGAGCUUAGCCCAAAACACGUGGAUCUGAGUUCAGGCAUUGUUGAUUCUUGUGCUCAACAAAUGGCAUUUGGCUCAGGCAAUAUCAAAAUAAGUCUGGAGGGCACCAAUUCAGGAACACUGGAGACAGAUAUUAAUGGAAAACAGGCGGAGCAUAGUCUUGACAAUGAACCUGCCCUUGAAGACCCUCACCACCAGAAGUGCCUUGCCAAUAUUCAACGUGUGCUCAAAGAGAAGAGACAUCGACAUAGAUUAUACAGGAUUGCCAAUGCCUCAAAGAACACUUUCUCUGAAGAGGAAUUUAAACAAGAGGGAAGCAGGGAAGAUGACCAGGUCAUGAUUAUGUUUUGGUCAAUUCUCAGUGACCUUUUGGGCAAAGAAAAUGGAGAUAAUUCAAGACAUGCUUGGAUUAAAGCUGGAAAUGGGAGUGGAAUAUUUGGAAUUGACAGUAUGCCAGACCUUCGCAAGAAAAAAGCUAUUCCUCUGGUUAGCGAUGUGUCUCUGGUCCAAGCCAGGAAGGCUGGCAUUGCAUCGGCGAUGGCCUCGCGCUCCUCCAUAAAAGAUGAGGAACUGAAGAACCAUGUGUAUAAGAAAACGCUGCAAGCUUUAAUCUACCCCAUUUCUUGUACAACACCUCACAACUUUGAGGUAUGGACGGCCACAACGCCCACCUACUGUUACGAGUGUGAGGGGCUUCUUUGGGGCAUUGCGCGGCAGGGCAUGCGCUGCACGGAGUGCGGGGUCAAAUGUCACGAGAAGUGUCAGGAGCUGCUGAAUGCAGACUGCCUGCAGCGUGCGGCUGAAAAGAGCUCCAAACAUGGUGCAGAGGACCGCACUCAGAACAUCAUAAUGGCCAUGAAGGAUCGCAUGAAGAUCCGUGAGAGGAACAAGCCUGAGAUCUUUGAGGUCAUCCGAGAUGUGUUUGUGGUCAGCAAGGCUAUCCAUGCUCAGCAGAUGAAGACCAUCAAGCAGAGUGUCCUGGAUGGAACGUCCAAGUGGUCAGCCAAGAUCACCAUCACAGUUGUCUGUGCUCAAGGACUGCAGGCUAAAGAUAAGACCGGUUCCAGUGACCCCUACGUGACUGUCCAGGUGGGUAAAACCAAAAAGAGGACCAAGACGAUCUACGGCAACCUCAAUCCUGUCUGGGAGGAAAAGUUUCAUUUUGAAUGCCACAACUCCUCUGAUCGCAUCAAAGUUCGUGUUUGGGAUGAAGAUGACGACAUAAAAUCACGAGUAAAGCAGCGUUUAAAGAGAGAAUCUGAUGACUUCUUGGGCCAAAGCAUCAUUGAGGUUCGCACACUGAGUGGAGAAAUGGACGUCUGGUACAACCUUGAGAAAAGAACGGACAAGUCUGCUGUUUCUGGUGCCAUCCGUCUUCAGAUCAGUGUGGAAAUUAAGGGUGAAGAGAAAGUGGCCCCCUACCAUAUCCAGUACACCUGUCUACAUGAGAACCUCUUUCAUCACAUCACAGAUGUCCUCGGUCAGGGUGUGGUGAAAAUCCCAGAAGCCCGUGGCGAUGAUGCCUGGAAAGUGUACUUUGACGAUGUGCCACAAGAAAUAGUGGAUGAAUUUGCAAUGCGCUAUGGGAUUGAAUCCAUCUACCAGGCCAUGACGCACUUUGCAUGUCUCUCGUCUAAGUAUAUGUGUCCCGGGGUCCCUGCUGUGAUGAGCACCCUGCUGGCCAACAUCAACGCCUACUACGCCCACACCACUGCAUCCACCAAUGUCUCCGCUAGCGAUAGAUUUGCUGCAUCCAACUUCGGGAAAGAAAGGUUUGUCAAGCUGUUGGAUCAGCUGCACAAUUCCCUGCGCAUUGACCUCUCAAUGUAUCGAAACAACUUCCCUGCAAGCAGUAAGGAGCGUUUACAGGACCUCAAAUCUACUGUGGACCUCCUGACCAGCAUCACCUUCUUCAGAAUGAAGGUCCAGGAACUGCAGAGUCCCCCGAGAGCUAGUCAGGUUGUGCGAGACUGUGUCAAAGCCUGCCUCAACUCCACGUAUGACUACAUCUUCAACAACUGUCAAGAGCUGUACAGUCGCCAGUAUCCUCAGAUCGGAGACACGCAUAAGGAGGAGUGCACCCCAGAAGAUCAGGGCCCAAGCAUCAAGAACUUAGAUUUCUGGCCCAAACUCAUUACACUGAUAGUGUCCAUCAUUGAGGAGGACCGUAACGCCUAUACACCAGUCCUAAACCAGUUUCCUCAGGAGCUGAAUGUGGGAAAGUUGAGUGCGGAGGUCAUGUGGAAUCAGUUCUCUCAGGAUAUGAAGUACGCCAUGGAAGAACAUGAAAAACACCGGCUGUGUAAGAGCGCAGACUACAUGAACCUGCACUUCAAGGUCAAAUGGCUGUAUAAUGAAUACGUGAAGGACCUGCCAGCUUUCAAGGGAGUUGUGCCCGAAUACCCCACGUGGUUCCAGCAGUUUGUGCUGCAGUGGCUGGAUGAGAACGAGGAUGUGUCCAUGGAGUUCAUGCAUGGAGCCCUGGAGAGAGAUAAAAAAGACGGAUUCCAGCAGACAUCAGAGCAUGCUCUCUUCUCAUGUUCGGUGGUGGACGUCUUCACCCAACUCAACCAGAGCUUUGAGAUCAUCAAGAAACUGGAGUGUCCUGACCCCAAAGUCAUGGCCCUCUACAGCCGCCGGUUCGCCAAGACCAUUGACAAAGUUCUGCUACAGUACAGUGCCAUUUUGAAGAAGAGCUUCCCGUCCUAUUGUGAUAAGGAGAAGAUUCCAUGCGUCUUGAUGAAUAAUGUCCAGCAGUUGCGUGUCCAGCUUGAGAAGAUGUUUGAAUCUAUGGGUGCCAAACAGUUGGACACAGAGGCCAGUGACGUCCUGAACGAUCUCCAGGUCAAGCUGAACAACGUCUUGGACGAGCUGAGCAGCACCUUUGGAAACACUUUCCAGAGCCGCAUCGAUGACUGCAUGCGUCAGAUGGCCAGCCUGCUGUACCAGAUCAAGGGUCCAGUGAAUGCCAACACCCGCAACCAGGUGGAGGCCGACUCUGAUAACAUGCUGCGACCACUGAUGGACUUCCUGGAUGCAAAUCUGAUGCUGUUUGCCUCGGUGUGUGAGAAAACUGUGCUGAAGCGAGUGCUGAAGGAGCUGUGGAGAAUUGUGAUGAACAGUCUUGAGAAGACCAUCAUCCUUCCUCAGGGCAAUGACACCUUUGGAAUGAUCUUUUCAGCGGCUAAAGAACUGGGUCAGCUCUCCAAACUCAAGGAUUUGUUUUGUUGUGUAGGUUAAAGAUUUAUGGUCAAGCAGUGUGCGGUCAUGGACGUGGCCCUUGAUACCAUAAAGCAAUACUUCCACGCUGGAGGAAAUGGUCUGAAGAAGGCCUUCCUGGAGAAGAGACAUGCACUGUCCCUCUAUACGCAGACCACCGACACUCUUAUCAAGACCUUUGUGACUACUCAGCAUGUUUGUGUGCAUAAUGGGAAGGGUAUGAGGAUAACACCUAGUGAGAAAAUACAACCGUCUAGGGGCUCAGGAGUUGAUAAACCAGUAGGGGAAGUAUCUAUACAGAUUGACCUCUUCACUCACCCGGGCACAGGAGAGCAUAAAGUUACAGUUAAAGUUGUUGCUGCUAAUGAUCUGAAGUGGCAGACAUCUGGGAUGUUCCGGCCAUUUGUGGAGGUCACCAUGAUCGGCCCUCAUCUCAGCGACAAGAAGCGCAAGUUCACCACCAAAUCAAAGAACAACAGCUGGGCGCCCAAAUUCAAUGAGACCUUCCAUUUUAUUCUUGGGAACGAGGAUGGGCCGGAGUGUUAUGAGCUGCAGGUGUGUGUGAAGGACUACUGCUUCGGCCGUGCGGACCGUGUGGUCGGUAUCGCCAUCAUACAGCUGCGUGAUGUUGUGCCGAGGGCCAGCUGCGCCUGCUGGUGUCCACUGGGCCCACGGAUACACAUCGAUGACACGGGCCUCACCGUCAUGCGCAUCCUCUCCCAACGCUCAGGUGACGAGGUGGCCAAAGAGUUUGUGAAACUCAAGUCUGAGACACGCUCGGCCGAAGAGGGGAGGUGAGGAUGUUCCUACAGAAGAAGACAAUCUCAGACUCUUAAGUGUUGGCUGGAUGUCAACACUGUCACCUUUGUUUUUGCUGCCCACUGACACCCACAGAGAAGGGCUUUCAGCAGCACGAAAGAGGCCAUGUGACAUGUUUUAUAAAGAGCACUGUUAGUGUAGCAGUGGAUGAGGGGGAGUCAUCCAGAAGAAAAGAAUGAACACAAUAUUUUUUUCCCCGUAUAUUGAUAUAAAAAACACACUCACACAUCCAGCCACUAACAAACUAGUAAAGGACUAGUUAGGGUAGAUACCAGUAGUGAGGGAUAGACAAACAGUCCUAGGUUGUAUUGUGCCAAAAUUUAGUCUAAUUUAGAUUUUUGUCCAUUGGAUAUUUUUUAGAUGAUGCAUAUGGGUGAAUCUCAAGAAAACAUUUAGCUCAAAAAUUAAAUAUACAAUUAUAUAAAUAUACAAUAUAAUUAAAUAUUACAUGAAAUAUAAUUCAAAGAAGAAAUUAUUACAUUAAAUUAAUAAAAUAGGAAAUACAAUAUUACAUUUAUAAUGAAUUCUGUUUUUUAAAAAAUUGUACAUUUGGAAUUAUUUUCUUGACUAAUAAGUUAAUUUCCUUCGGAAACUCUCAUAUUUAUUUAUUAAUUGUUU